AUGAAUUUGACGAAAUUACGAGCUCUUAUUAAGGGAAAUAAAGCCGCAGUUACAAAGCUAACGUCAAAGUUCAAUGCAGACGAUUCGGAAAUCAAUGCAGAAGGAAUAGAGAAUAUUCUCCAUUCUUUAGAAGAGAAGCAGACGACAAUUGAAAGUCUACACUCACAGGUUCUUGAAAUUCUACCACAGGAAAAUGAAGAGGAACUUGAAGAGGAGGUGAUCGCACAGCACGACUACAGCUAUUCUCUACAGUGUACAUUAAACAAAAUCAAGAAAACAUUAAAGGUAAGAAAUUCAAAUCUUAACGCCGCCGCAGAAGUAUUUAGUAAUAGCUCCACAGAAACGCAAUACAGUACCGGAAGUGAAAACAUAAAUCGAUCCAACAGGGACGCAAUUAAUUCAUGCAGUACAACACGAGAGCAAUCAAGGAUGAUUAACAGUUAUGAUAAUGUUCAAUGUGUAAAUUCUGGAAACAGCUAUCAAAGAUUGCCGAAAUUAGACCUUCCCAUAUUCACCGGAAAUGUAAUUGACUGGCAAGCCUUCUGGGAUUCAUAUGAAUCUGCAAUACAUGCAAACUCGUCACUUACGGACGUACAGAAAUUUAAUUAUUUGAAAUCGUUCCUUAGGGGAGAGGCUCUUCAAACAAUCGCAGGCUUCGCGCUUACAAAUGUAAAUUACCAGAAAGCAGUCGAGAUUUUACACGAACGUUAUGGGCAGAGGGAGAAGAUAAUUCAGACAUACAUGACAGCAUUACUAGAUUUACCGGCGCCAGUAAACAAUUUUGCAAGCCUUCGCCAUUUCUACGACGAAACAGAGACACAUAUCAGAGGUUUAGAUUCCUUAGGACAAAGUGAAAAUGCAUACGGUUCAUUGCUAGUUCCCGUCAUACUGGCGGAAAUGAAAAAGAACAUGACCCGUGAACAUGGUUCAACAAAAUGGAACUUAAAUGACAUUAGACGAAUGUUUCUGAAGGAGUUAACCAUUAUGGAAGCCGGUAAUGAACCUCAGCCUUCGACCUAUCCAGCUACAUCAGCGUUUGUGACCAAUAAUAACAAAUAUAAAUCAAGUAAAUCGGACAAAAGGCAUGAAAAUCCACAUAGAUCUAGUUUUCAGUAA
Molecule: messenger RNA, 1116 nt
Organism: Mercenaria mercenaria
Lineage: Eukaryota; Metazoa; Mollusca; Bivalvia; Venerida; Veneridae
Exons: 1
Coding region: 1-1116 (371 amino acids)
Source: RefSeq, a predicted model, not a curated record